AUGGCGGCUUUCAACGAGGACGAUAUAUUCGACGACGACGGCGGAAUCGGCGACGAGCUCGCGUUCAUGAGCGCGGACGAUAUCAUUCGCCGAUCUAGGUUGCUCGAUAACGAGAUUCGCGUCCUCAAGGACGAGUCGCAGCGCGUGCAUCUGGAGCACGAGUCCAUGAAAGAGAAGAUUAAGGAGAACCAGGAGAAGAUUAAACUCAACAAGCAGCUGCCAUACCUCGUUGGAAACGUCGUCGAGGUCCUGGAUGUGAAUCCCGAGGACGAGAGUCCCGAGGACGGGGCGAAUCUGGACCUGGACUCGCUGCGCAAGGGCAAGUGCGUGGUGCUCAAGACGUCCACGCGCCAAACCAUCUUCCUGCCCGUCGUGGGGCUCGUGGACGCGGACGCGCUCAAGCCGGGCGACCUGGUGGGCGUGAACAAGGACAGCUAUUUGAUUCUCGACACGCUGCCUGCCGAGUAUGACUCGCGUGUGAAGGCCAUGGAGGUGGACGAGAAGCCUACAGAGGACUACAGCGAUAUUGGAGGGCUGGACAAGCAGAUUCAAGAGCUGGUGGAAGCGGUGGUGCUGCCCAUGACCCACAAGGAGCGGUUUGCGUCGCUAGGUAUCAAGCCGCCCAAGGGAGUGCUGCUGUACGGCCCCCCUGGUACCGGCAAGACGCUCAUCGCCAGGGCGUGUGCUGCUCAGACCAAUGCUACGUUCCUUAAGCUCGCAGGGCCGCAGCUCGUGCAGAUGUUCAUAGGAGAUGGGGCGAAGCUAGUGCGGGAUGCGUUUCAGCUGGCCAAGGAGAAGUCGCCGUGCAUCAUCUUCAUUGAUGAGAUUGACGCCAUCGGCACCAAGCGCUUCGACUGGUGGGUGGUCGUGGCAGCCACCAACCGAGCCGACAUCCUCGACCCGGCUCUCAUGCGCUCGGAGCGACUCAGUGGUGGCAGCCACGAAUCGGGCCGACAUCCUCGACCCGGCUCUCACGCGCUCGGGGCGGCUCGCCCAUCUUGCCCUCUCACCUCUCUCCCCGUUCACCAUUCAAUCCCACUCACACCGUGUCAGAUGGUGGCAGCCACCAACCGAGCCGACAUCCUGGACCCGGCUCUCAUGCGUUCGGGGCGGCUGGACAGGAAGAUUGAGUUCCCACACCCCACCGAGGAGGCCCGGGCUCGGAUCCUGCAGAUCCAUUCACGGAAAAUUAGCGUACACCCGGAUGUGAAUUUCGAGGAGCUGGCGCGGUCAACAGACGAUUCCAAUGGAGCCCAUCUUAACGCCGUCUGUGUAGAGGCCGGCAUGCUUGCCCUGCGGCGAGACGCCACUGAGUUCCCCACUGAUGUGCUGCGCGAUGUCGACCCUGCCGCUGUCUCUCGUGAUGCUGUAACCCCCAAUUCCCGGAACAGGCCUAACCAGCACAAGCGCCACGCUCGCACCAUGGCAGAGAAGAAUGGUUGGCUUGUGAGGAUGAAGGAUGAUAUUCUCACGGUGCGCGAAACUGCACGGCUGGCUGGCGUUCAACCCGUGAGCAUCCGCCGCUGGAAGAAGGCGGCUGAAGAGAUGGCAGCGGCGGCAGGCAGUCGUCUGCGGAUUUCUGGUGGCGGACGGACAGCUCGCUACCCUGACAUGGAGCUGUCAGUGUACAAGCAGUUCCUCGCCCACAGGGAGGAGGAGGAGGAGGAGGAGGAGGAGGAGGAGGAGGAGGAGGAGGAGGAGGAGGAGGAGGAGGAGGAGGAGGAGGAGGAGGAGGAGGAGGAGGAGGAGGAGGAGGAGGAGGAGGAGGAGGAGGAGGAGGAGGAGGAGGAGGAGGAGGAGGAGGAGGAGGAGGAGGAGGAGGAGGAGGAGGAGGAGGAGGAGGAGGAGGAGGAGGAGGAGGAGGAGGAGGAGGAGGAGGAGGAGGAGGAGGAGGAGGAGGAGGAGGAGGAGGAGGAGGAGGAGGAGGAGGAGGAGGAGGAGGAGGAGGAGGAGGAGGAGGAGGAGGAGGAGGAGGAGGAGGAGGAGGAGGAGGAGGAGGAGGAGGAGGAGGAGGAGGAGGAGGAGGAGGAGGAGGAGGAGGAGGAGGAGGAGGAGGAGGAGGAGGAGGAGGAGGAGGAGGAGGAGGAGGAGGAGGAGGAGGAGGAGGAGGAGGAGGAGGAGGAGGAGGAGGAGGAGGAGGAGGAGGAGGAGGAGGAGGAGGAGGAGGAGGAGGAGGAGGAGGAGGAGGAGGAGGAGGAGGAGGAGGAGGAGGAGGAGGAGGAGGAGGAGGAGGAGGAGGAGGAGGAGGAGGAGGAGGAGGAGGAGGAGGAGGAGGAGGAGGAGGAGGAGGAGGAGGAGGAGGAGGAGGAGGAGGAGGAGGAGGAGGAGGAGGAGGAGGAGGAGGAGGAGGAGGAGGAGGAGGAGGAGGAGGAGGAGGAGGAGGAGGAGGAGGAGGAGGAGGAGGAGGAGGAGGAGGAGGAGGAGGAGGAGGAGGAGGAGGAGGAGGAGGAGGAGGAGGAGGAGGAGGAGGAGGAGGAGGAGGAGGAGGAGGAGGAGGAGGAGGAGGAGGAGGAGGAGGAGGAGGAGGAGGAGGAGGAGGAGGAGGAGGAGGAGGAGGAGGAGGAGGAGGAGGAGGAGGAGGAGGAGGAGGAGGAGGAGGAGGAGGAGGAGGAGGAGGAGGAGGAGGAGGAGGAGGAGGAGGAGGAGGAGGAGGAGGAGGAGGAGGAGGAGGAGGAGGAGGAGGAGGAGGAGGAGGAGGAGGAGGAGGAGGAGGAGGAGGAGGAGGAGGAGGAGGAGGAGGAGGAGGAGGAGGAGGAGGAGGAGGAGGAGGAGGAGGAGGAGGAGGAGGAGGAGGAGGAGGAGGAGGAGGAGGAGGAGGAGGAGGAGGAGGAGGAGGAGGAGGAGGAGGAGGAGGAGGAGGAGGAGGAGGAGGAGGAGGAGGAGGAGGAGGAGGAGGAGGAGGAGGAGGAGGAGGAGGAGGAGGAGGAGGAGGAGGAGGAGGAGGUGGACGAGGAGGCACCUGUGGAGGAGGAGGAAGCUAUGGAGGAGGAGGACGGCGAGGACAGUGAGGAGGAGUAG
Molecule: messenger RNA, 3018 nt
Organism: Closterium sp. Naga37s-1
Lineage: Eukaryota; Viridiplantae; Streptophyta; Zygnematophyceae; Desmidiales; Closteriaceae
Source: the annotation of a GenBank genome assembly